This is a messenger RNA of Clavispora lusitaniae ATCC 42720, 540 nucleotides long. It is a transcript of the gene DAP1, whose product is annotated as Dap1p. Gene Ontology annotation, cellular component: endomembrane system; endoplasmic reticulum; membrane. NCBI's taxonomy places the organism in Eukaryota, Fungi, Ascomycota, Pichiomycetes, Serinales, Metschnikowiaceae. The record is from RefSeq and is a predicted model, not a curated record.
AUGGGUACAAUUAUACGACAGUUAUUAUCACCACUCUUCUUCACUUACAUACGAAGAGAAAGCGAAAGAUUAAUAUACGGACCAGAAAGUAUGAUCACCACAAUAAUUGCCCUUUUCAUCAUUGCUUAUUUCGUGAGAUCGAUUCUCAGCGAUAUGAGGACCAACCCAUUAUCAUCAACCCAAAACGAGCCGCCUGUGCAGACAAAAUUUACACCAAAAACAUUGUGCAAGUUUAAUGGCUCCACUGACCCCAAGGUGUUUAUUGGCAUUCAAGGAACGGUAUACGACGUUAGUACGGGAAAGGCCUUCUAUGGACCUGGUGGUCCAUAUGAGAACUUUGCUGGCAGAGACGCAUCAAGAGGCUUGGCUCUCAACUCCUUUGACCCUUCUGUGUUGACUCCUAUUGAUAAGCCAAUAGACACCUUGGAGGACUUGACACAAGAGGAGAAAGAGUCGCUAGAAAACUGGAAGAACCAUUUCGAGAACAAGUAUAAAGUUGUGGGCACCUUGCACAACCCAGAAGACUUGGAGAAAGCUUAA